This is a messenger RNA of Sphenostylis stenocarpa, 294 nucleotides long. NCBI's taxonomy places the organism in Eukaryota, Viridiplantae, Streptophyta, Magnoliopsida, Fabales, Fabaceae. The record is from the annotation of a GenBank genome assembly.
AUGCUUGUGGUCUUCACCUCCACCGUGUACACUAUAACUGAGAUCCAAAAGCGGAUAAAGGAUGCUGGCAUUGUUAACUCCACUGACGAGGUUGUCGUGGCACAGCGUCUCUUGGAAGCAUCUAUCUUGGGAUUCUCUCUAUUUCUUGGAUUGGUUAUCGACAGACAACAUUAUUAUAUUAGGGAGAUUAAUUUACUGAGGAGGAGCUUCGAAACAGCGAGAAAACAAAAUCUAGGUACUGACUCGUCAAAGAGAAGAGUGGCAGUGGAAGAUGAGAAGCCGAAGGUCAAGUAA